Molecule: messenger RNA, 753 nt
Organism: Blepharisma stoltei
Lineage: Eukaryota; Ciliophora; Heterotrichea; Heterotrichida; Blepharismidae
Source: the annotation of a GenBank genome assembly
AUGAGCGGAGCUGGCACUGGAUACGAUUUAUCAUCAACAACGUAUAAUCCUGAAGGAAAGGUCUACCAAGUAGAAUACGCAAUGAAGGCUGCCGAAAACGGAGGAUCAAUUAUAGGACUAAAAUGCAAAGAUGGAAUUGUCAUCGGUGGCGAGCGGAACGUAUUAUCAAAAAUGCUAGUCCAGAACAGCAAUAAAUGCAUAUUUGGAAUUACCAAAAACAUCGGUGCAGUAGUGACAGGAGUUAUUCCUGAUGGAAAAGCUGUGAUUUCAAGGGCAAGACAAGAAGCAACCCAAUAUGCUGAAUUCUAUGGAAAAGACAUUGGUGCAACAGUUCUUGCAGAAAGGGUAGCUCAGUAUAUGUAUCUUUUCACUCUUUAUGGAGGACUGAGGCCUUUUGGAUGCUCAAUUAUUAUGUCAGGAAUUGAUGAUGGAAUCCCAAAAUUGUUCUUGAUUGAGCCUUCAGGAGCUUUCUUUGAAUAUUAUGCUUGUGCUUCAGGAAAAGGUAACCAGGUAUGCAAAACAGAAAUAGACAAACUGAAUCUUGCAGAUUUAACAUGUAGAGACGCAGUUUAUCAUAUCCAUAAAAUGCUUGUUAAAAGUAGAGAAGAAGGGCAAGAAAAAAGAUAUGAAGUUGAUCUUUCGUGGUUAAGUCAGGAUGCGAAUAAUUUCUUAGUCCCAGUGCCUCUAGAUUUCAAAGAUGAAAUGGAAAGAAAAGCAAAAGAUGAUAUUGAAAGAGAGGAAAGAGGAGAUUAA